GUGGGGGGCGAGUGGUGGGCGAAGCAGCACCAAAUGGACACGGACAGCGAACGCAUUGGCGCUACUGGACCUUCGUUGGACAACUUUUAGUUAACGAUGCAGGGAGGAGGGCGCAUGCUGCGGACGUACGGACGUCGGCGCGGGGAUGUUUUUGAGUCCGACCCCAUGUGGAUCGCAGCCUCGCACCAUCUGUUCGAAUUCUCGCCCGAGAUCAGCAAUUCAGACAUGGAGGAAGAGGGCUCUGACGGCAGCAGGAGGGGCGUCUUUGAGGAGUUGAAUUGCGGCGACUUGAACGGCACCGCGGGAAAGAAGCAUACAAGACAGCGCAAAGCCAAGGAUUCUGCCCUACUCAAACUCAAAGCCUGUUUUGAGGAGGAGAGCAGUGUUAACCAUCCGAAAACGCCCAAGUUGCCUGGCGGAGGAAGUAAAGCUAAAGAUAGUCCCUGGGUGGCAGACGGAGCAAUGGAUGUUGCUUCGGAAGAAAAAACUAUUGUUCGCAGAAAGCGAUUUGCGGCUAAAGAAACAUCGAGAUUCACAUAUGCAGAAGACGAUAACAAACAACUCAAAGCGACUCUUGCUUCCUCACGAAAGAAUGGCAAUGAUGAUAAAUUUCGCAAGGGCAUUAGGUUAACAUUCAGCGACGACUCCCUGUAUUCAACGGAAGAGACGUCCGAUGUCUCGGUUAGUGGUGGCCAGGGAAGCGAGAGCUCGAUGCCCUUGCAAGAGAAUCCCCAAAAAGACGCGCGCAAGUUGGGUUCCCCUGUCGGGGAAAUGCGAGGAAGUGACACGGGCCAUGACGUAGCGUCUGCUGAUGGGAAUGCGUCGUUUCUGUUGGAAAGCGCUUGCAACAAAUCGCCUUUCAAUAGGUUUGUGACUGUAACGAGAAAACAGAAAAUAAGCACUUUGAGCGAUUUCGAGGACUUAUUUAAUGCCGAAGCUUCGACCGGAUCCGUUGAAAGUAUGUCAAAGCAGUUAGCUGUGUUUGCAAGUACACCAAAACGUAGGUGUUCCAUAUCUAAUUUGGGUUUUUCUACAGUAAAUGUAGCCAACAAACAAAUGAGGCUCCGCAACUGUAAAGUGUCCUUGGAAGAUCUUGUACUUCAUGACGAUAUUCAUAGCUUUCUACAGAAAAAUAGAGUUAGGGUCAGUUCUAAGAUUUUGCACAAACUCAAGAGAAAUGGCCAUUUAAACGGUUCGCUUGUGCAAGUGUGCACAAGUUGUCUCGCAGCAGGUCACCUCGCAGCAAUGGACAAGAUCGCCUCGGCAGGCAAUGGAGUUGCCAUUGACUUGUCUGCCAGUGUGUGCAGCGACAAGGCAGAGGGUUUGUUGGUCGACAGUGACUCUUCCCAUCACAUGGACCACGACAAUACCAUCAUGACAGCAACACUUGUCGCAUCCCGAACGGAGACCUCUGAAGUUCAGCACGACAGGUCCUCCCUGUGUGAUAACAGCAGCCAGUCUUGCAUUGGUCAGACGCCCAAGUUAGCCAACAACUUGGAGAAGGAUGAUCCCCCCAGAACGGAGACCUCUGAAGUUCAGCACGACAGGUCCUCCCUGUGUGAUAACAGCAGCCAGUCUUGCAUUGGUCAGACGCCCAAGUUAGCCAACAACUUGGAGAAGGAUGAUCCCCCCAGAACGGAGACCUCUGAAGUUCAGCACGACAGGUCCUCCCUGUGUGAUAACAGCAGCCAGUCUUGCAUUGGUCAGACGCCCAAGUUAGCCAACAACUUGGAGAAGGAUGAUCCCCCCAGAACGGAGACCUCUGAAGUUCAGCACGACGGGUCCUCCCUGUGUGAUAACAGCAGCCAGUCUUGCGUUGGUCAGACGCCCAAGUUAGCCAACAACUUGGAGAACGAUGAUCCCCCCAGAACGGAGACCUCCGAAGUGCAGCACGACGGGUCCUUGUGUGAUAACAGCAGCCUGCUUUACAUUGGUCAGACGCCCACGUUAGCCAACAACUUUAGGAAUGAUGAUCCCUCUGCAACACUUGACACAUCCAGAAUGGAGACCUCCGAAGUUCAGCACGACGGGUCCUUGUGUGAUAACAGCAGCCUGCUUUACAUUGGUCAGACGCCCACGUUAGCCAACAACUUUAGGAAGGAUGAUCCCUCUGCAAGACUUGACACAUCCAGAAUGGAGACCUCUGAAGUUCAGCACGACGGGUCCUUGUGUGAUAACAGCAGCCUGCCUUACAUUGGUCAGACGCCCACGUUAGCCAACAACUUUAGCAAGGAUGAUCCCUCUGCAACACCUGACACAUCCAGAACGGAGACCUCUGAAGUUCAGCACGACGGGUCUUUCCUGUGUGAUAGCACCCUGUCUUACAUUGGUCAGACGCCCAAGUUGGCCAACAACGGCAAGAAGUGGUCGCGCAUGAAAUCGGUGCUUGGUCGACGCAACUCCGUUUUGUUCACGCCAGAGUCUCCGCCAAACAAACACGCAGCAUUGGUCCGGCGGUCGGAGUUUAGCACUUCGAUACCACUGCCCUCCCUGGUGACCACUUGCGCCACUGACAGUCCCAACACGGAGGCGAGUGCUCAAGGGUUGCAGCUCGUGGAUAUGGACGACAACAGUGGUGCAUACAACGCGUUUCUAAGCCCGAUGAUUUACGACGAUUCCAUCCAAGAUACAGAGGCAGGGUUGGCGGAGGAGAACAUUUACCGAGAAUGCAAGCAGAUGGGCCCUUUGGCCUUCUCGCAGUGGCUGCUGUCGGUUGAGCGGGGCAGCUGCGUCAAGGUUGGGGAGGGGGUUUACGGAGAGGUGUUCCGCAUGUGCAACGGUCGCGACGAAGUCUCCGUCUUCAAGGUGGUUCCUAUCGAGGGCAGUGCAUUGGUGAAUGAAGAAUCCCAGAAAUCUUUUAAAGAAAUCCUUCCCGAAAUCAUGAUCUCCAAGCAAUUGAGCAACCUACAUGAAGGGGAUCGGAACCAAUCUGAAAACUUCAUCAAGCUGAAUAGUCUGCGCUGCCUGCAGGGAUCUUACCCGGACCGUCUGUUGGAAGCGUGGAAUGAAUUCCAUGAGAACAAAAUAUCCGACAACGACUGCCCUGACUUCUUUACAGAUUCCCAACUCUUUAUUGUAUUUGAGUUUGAGGAGGGGGGCACCAGCUUGGAGACCUAUCAGUUCUCGUCGAUGCUGCAGAUGCUCGCCGUGCUGCAACAGGUGCUGGUCGCCCUGGCUGUGGCCGAGGAGGCCAUAUGCUUUGAGCACAGGGACCUGCACUGGGGCAACGUUCUGGUGAAGCAGACCAAGAAGAAGAAACUGAGCUACCGGCUGUUCGGCCAAACGUUCAGCAUGCCCACGCACGGCGUGCAGGCGAAAAUCAUCGAUUACACGCUGUCCCGCAUGGAACACGAAGGAAUUAAGAAGUUCUCCGACAUGGCAUCGGACGAGAUGCUUUUCCAGGGUCAGGGUGACUAUCAGUACGACAUUUACCGCAUGAUGCGCAAUGAAAACAAUAACAACUGGGCAGCCUACUCCCCACACACCAACGUGCUGUGGCUGCACUACCUGGCCGGCAAGAUGCUGCACGGAGUGAACUGCCGUCAGAGGCGCCAGGUGUCGCCACGCAAACGCCUCGAGCGCUUUGCGCGGGACGCGCUGGCAUUCCCAUCGGCCACCGAGCUCGUGAGGAGUGGGCCGAGCCUCCUCGUGUCUCCCCACCCCCUCCCCACACCGAGUUGACGGAAAGGUUUCUUUUAUAAGUCCUUGACGGUCUCGUAGUUGCGCGUUUAUUCAUAACGGCGGCUUGGAAACGCGUGCGAAACAAAUCUGGGGUGACUCUCCUUUAUUAACAACACGUUUAUCUCAUAGUUCCAUGCUUAGAAUUGAAUGCAAUUCCGAACAGGACUGUAGGAUUAUCAGAAUUGUGUGUGGGUGGUCAGGGUUGCAUGAAGCCCUGGUUGUGCCAUUCGGGGGGAAAGGGGGAAGACAUGUGGGGCCCUGACCGUCUUGGUGGAAAUCGUCAUUGAAACGGCUGAUGUUGGUCAACUGGAGGUCCUGUAAUGUACCCACAAUACUCGCCUCCACGAGGAUGCAUUAUUUUAGACUUUUAUAUAAAUGCUAUGCUUAUUUCAUAUUAUUGCACAGACCAACAUGUCACAGGGAGGAUUGGCAGAUUUGCAGAGAUGGAAUGUGAUGGACAAAACAUGACAAAAAAAUCGGCUUAAAUGGACAAUGUGUAGAGAGGUCAGACGAGACCAUAGAAGAAGGCUGUGCAGGAGAAACUGGCAACACUGGCAUCGCUAGACUUACAAAAGGGGAGAUGCGUUCUUUAAAAAGGCACGUGUAAAACGAAAGUUCGUCAAAUCAGAAUGACUUCCCAUUAAUUUAAUACGAAAUAUUGGGGAUGUUUCAUACAGUCAUUCCAACUCUCUACGCCCAACCUAAAAAUAUACCCAGAUAUCGCUCUUCGUAAUGCAAUAAUAAUAAUAAAGAACAGGAAUAUUAAAACGAUUGAAUAAUUGUAAAAAACUAUUAACCUUUUCUGGGAAUUCACCAAAAGAUCUGUUGGAAUGACUGCAAAGGUAUGACUGUGGAGGCGCUCCAGUUCCACUGCAGGGAUACUGAGGCUGUCGGUGGAUGGAUGACGCAGCCUCCUGGAUGGUUCUUGUCUCAUCCCACGUGAAAUUUUGAUAAUGCGGAAAUUUGAUUUUGUUAACCGUGAAAAGUGUCCAUAAUUUGUCAAUUGUGUUUACGCGAAAUUUAGUUUACCGAACUUUCGUGAAUCAAGAGUUAUCUGUAGAGUAAAAAAAACGAACAGCACAAGAUGGUAGAAAAAACACGCGACAACAAACAAGGAGAAUUGGUGCCAGCAUGUAGAAGUGAGCACUCAUCAGCCACAUCACGAGAAGGAAUAAUCCGACUGGUGAUGCAUCCGAGAAGACAGUCGCUGUGGAGAUUUUGCACGGAUGAUAGUUCGUGCACGGCAGCAAGAUGAACAGUAUAAAUGUCGAACCAAUGGGGGGGAUGGCAUGGAGAAGCCUUUCUGGCAUUGAUUAUGAUGUAUGUAUGUAUGAGAGAUGAUGAGAUAUUUAAUGUGCAGGUGUGAAAAAAUUGUGGCAUCAAUGGGGGGUUAAUCAAGGGUGUUAAAUCUCUGUCGUGAUCACCUCGGUCCACUACCAUCCCUAAUGAGGUCAAUAAAAGUAGCUCAACUUAUUAGAGUACCACCAUUGUUUUCACAUGUCCAUCGUUGCCUUUGCAGAUAAAUCCAGAGCUGCAUCAGAUGUAACGCGGAUGACCAAAUUGCAGAGGGCAUCCAAUGUCUUCUAUUUGUUUUCUGAACCUUACUUAAUUUUAUUUUGUAAUUUUGGUGCUCCAGCAGGUCACUAUUGCAAAAUGAGACUAUCCUGGUCUCUUUUGAGUUCACCUGGCUAAGCAAAAGAAACGUCUAACUUUAACAGUGUAUCAGAGUGGCCUUCCAUUUAAACAUGGCACUGAUUUUCAAAUAAAAGCUACUUUCCUGGGAAGCUCAAAAGAGGAUGCCAAAAUGAACUGAAAUUCCUUCACAGCAAUUUCAUCCUUUUCCCCCCAGGUGGAAACCAGAGCAUGUAACAGCCUUCCUGAUACUUCCACCAAAUAGUCGCCCUACAGACAGGCAGGAAAUUCAACAUUUGCAAAUAUUGCUAUAUAGAGCACACAACCCAUUGUUGUGCUUUGCUACAAUGUGGGAUGCUGCAAUAGGCCUUUAAUAGCACGUGAUGGGCAUGAAGCAUUUCUGAUUUUAUAUAUAUUUUAUAUUGAAGCAGUGUUAUUGACGAUUGUUUUUUUUUUAUUGUUAAUUGUGCCUAUGCACCACUGCCAACAGCCCAUCACCAAAUGAUGUGUGCUUGAAACCCGAUGGGUUCGUUAUUGGUUGGAAAGAUUGAUCAUUUGGCAACGCACACUCCUGUCGAGAUUGUGAAUGUACAAUUUUAACCGUGCCGCAAAUUUUUUUUGUUUAAUUUGUUUUUAAGGAGCCGUCUUGCUACCAUGAUCCACACGUUCGUCAAAUGAGGGGAGCUUUUUAUUUGCAUCUGAAUUUUUGAAGGCGGCAAGGUGUUCUGCCAAAAAUGAGAUCUCAAUGUCAGCAGGGUUCUUGUGAAAAUAAUUUAUUUAAUUGGCCGUUUUGUCAGCUACCUGGACUUGGGUCUUCAGGCCACUUGCGAAAGCAUGUCACCCUAGCCUUUAACUUGUUAACGUAAAAUUAUAUUUUUAAAUUAUGGAUGGAUCAUUUUGAGAACAUUUUUGGCAAGAACGUCUCUUUUUUUAUAUAUUUUAAUUUAAUGUUAUGCAAGCCUCCUCCCACUCUUGCACCAGUGCCUUUUUUAUCUAAAAAAUAUCGCUUCUGCAGAUAGGAGUGAAGUUCAACAAUAAGCACGGUAUAUUUUUAGUUUUGUUUUAAAUGCCUGAAACUUUCCACAUUUUAAAAUGGGCAUUUCUCAUUGUGUUGCUUGUGAUUAAAUUGACGCAUUUUUAAAGGUUUAACACGACUCGGUGUGGUUGAGAAAAAAAAUAAUGCUUUAAUCGUUUCCCCCAUAGCAUUUUUAACGUUCUGAUUCGUAUCUACAUUACAUCCCUUACAUAAACAACCCAACAAUCUGCUCUUUUAGAAGCAUUUCUACUUUCCCACCUGCAUUAACCACUGCAAAGUGCAUCGAUGGGUAGUAUGGAUGAGAGCAAAAUGCUGUGAUUUUUUUUUUUUUAGCCCUUGAAUCUUGAAGAAACAUCUAUUUGAUGUGUACAAGUUUCUGUCAAUGAAAAUAGAAUGUCGCUGUAUAGCACUGAAUAAUAUGACCAGUGUUACUCGCUUGGUGACCGUGUACAUAGUUUUCGCGACAAUGUUUUUAAAGCGGUCCUGGCUUUUGGUUUACAGAAGUUGA
Lethenteron reissneri (Far Eastern brook lamprey) is the source of this 6857-nucleotide messenger RNA. RefSeq names its product histone H3 associated protein kinase (gene HASPIN). The record is from RefSeq and is a predicted model, not a curated record. Gene Ontology annotation, cellular component: nucleus; cytoplasm. Gene Ontology annotation, molecular function: ATP binding; histone H3T3 kinase activity. Lineage: Eukaryota; Metazoa; Chordata; Hyperoartia; Petromyzontiformes; Petromyzontidae. Gene Ontology annotation, biological process: protein phosphorylation; intracellular signal transduction; mitotic cell cycle.